Ostertagia ostertagi is the source of this 2820-nucleotide messenger RNA. The record is from the annotation of a GenBank genome assembly. Lineage: Eukaryota; Metazoa; Nematoda; Chromadorea; Rhabditida; Trichostrongylidae.
AUGAUCAGAGCCGAAGUGGCCGUUCCACGAUGGGGUUGGAGAAGGAUUCCAACCAAAACGAGGCCGAAAGGCCUGCUAGCUCUGGUGCUGCUGAAAGGACGUGUCUACGACGUCGCUCAAUUUGCUCCUAAACAUCCUGGUGGUGAAAAGGUGUUGCGAAAACUGGCUGGGGAGAAUGUGGAAGAAUUCAUGCGCGGUGAACGACGCUUUCUCGGAGUGAAGCACGAGCAUUCCGAGGCUGCCUAUCAAAUGAUGGAGAAGUAUGACGUGGAGAAUUUCCAAAAGGAUGAUCCGACCCUACACUCGAAGCAAGGCGUUCUGUCGAAGGUGGGAAGUCUAGGUGCCAAUUACUGGAUGUGGAUUCAUCAACCUUAUGAAGGAACUUUGAGAUUGUUCGAUUCGGAUUUCUUGGAGUCGUUGACGCGAACCGCAUGGUGGGUCGUUCCUGCUGUAUGGCUGCCCAUUGUUGCAAUAUUCAGCCUGUUCGCCAUGGCUGAUAUGUAUGGCCGUUGGGGGCUACAUCAUAAAACUCCGAUGGAUGGUGAUCGUUUGGUAUUUCCUCCAGUGCCUGCCUUCUUCAUAGUUGCAAUUUUCUAUACAAUCUACUCAAACAUCCUUCCAUGGCAUAUUUUCUGUGCGUUUGGCAGUGGAAAGCUGUUCGGUUACAUAGGCUACGACAUGAUUCAUUAUUAUCUUCAUCAUGGGUGCCCUCGCCCUUUAACGAACAUGCAUUACAGAAAGGUCUACCAUCAUAACCACCACUUCAAGGAUUUCGAUGCAGGAUUUGGAAUUUCAACAUCGCUUUGGGAUUACGUGUUUAGUACCGUCGGAAUGGCCGGUCAAAUUCUUCUUUUUGAGACACGUCACCCAUAUUGGAAUGUUUCUGAGAUAUCACUUGGACGAGAGCGGCAGACGUGUGUACACCCUCAAGUUGCUAGUUCAUCCUGUCCAUUGUUUACAUUGAUUUUGGUCAACUUUGUUGUUUUCUUAUCCUGUCAAAAUUAUAAUUUUUGCUAUGCUUUAUUGGGAAUGGAGGCGCAUAUGGAGGCAAAAGAUUCGGGGUCUGUCUCCUCGAACAAAGCUCACAUAUCAGCAGUUGUAUUGAUGAAUGGUCCUGUCUAUCGGGAUUUGUCGUUCGAUUUAAAUAAUCGCCACAUUCACUUUUCUGUCACUCAACACGGAGACGUGGAUUUAGUGGUGUUUUGUUGUCUCGGGAAAAUAGGGCAAGUGAUUGAAGUGAUAUUUCCGGAGUCAGUGAUAGCAGAAUCACUUUCAACUCAACAACGAGUUGAGUACGAUACGAAAUUGUUGCUCGGAAGUGACGAAGUGGAAGGUUCUGACCUUUUUAUAAGACGUCUUGUGCUCUACUUGGCAUCACUAGGGCGACGGCGUCGUCUAAUUGUCUCAAUAGAGCAAGAGGUUUUGAUGGCGUUUCAAUUGAAGAAAUUGCAACAGCUAUGCAGCAGAUGCAGGAUCGUUUCUAGAGUUUAUUCGGCUGAAUCCAGUUCAGCAAAAAGCGAGCCAUCCACUAGUACUAAUUCUGGAAAGAAGAAAACCAUAUUUUUGCCUAAAACGUCCUUCGUGAACCAUGUGAAGUCGAUUGAACGCGGUUUACUUGAUCAAAAACUGGCUGGUGCAGGCGGUCUGUCAACUUUAUAUGAGUGGCAGCGAUCCCAAGUCGACCGCAGAGAAAUUUUUGAGUUGCUGGAUGGUCCACCGUAUGCAAAUGGCGUGGUCCACACUGGACAUGCCAUCAACAAAAUCCUAAAAGACUUCAUAGUGAAGAGCAGAAUAGCACUUGGAUACAGGGUCCGAUUUCGUCCAGGCUGGGAUUGUCAUGGUCUUCCUAUUGAGCUGAAAAUCAACAAAAGUGUUCAGGGAAAGUCACCGUUGGAGAUCAGAGCUCUUGCGCGACAAGUGGCCACUGAAGCUAUUGCAAAACAGUUGAAUUCCUUCAAACGAUGGGGUGUGACGGCUGCGUGGUCGGAACCGUACCUCACCAUGAACUCAACGUACGUCUCCGAGCAGUUGCGGUUGUUUGCAAAGAUGGUCAAAAAAGGGAUCAUCUACCGAGCAUUUAAACCCGUCUAUUGGUCUCCAAGUUCUCAUACAGCGUUGGCGGAGUCGGAAUUAGAAUAUAAUGACAAGCACUCGAGUACAGCUGUUUAUUUCCGAUUCAAGAUGAUUGAUGUUAAGCUGGAGGAUCUAGGAAUUUCAGCAGUGUUCGGCUCAAAACCAGUUAUUUUAUAUUCUCUCAUAUGGACAUCGACUCCUUGGACGAUCCCUGUCAAUAAUGCCAUAUGCAUAUCCCCAGAGUCGGUUUAUGCGGCCAUACGCUUCGACGACACUGUUAAAGCCCCCAUCUCUGAAGUGUACCUCGUUGCUGAAGCUUUAAUUCCAUCACUGCUAAGCAGCAUAGGAAGGCCGUUCACGGUUCUAGGUCGUGCCAAAGGGGAAGUACUAGUCGGAAAACACUACCGGAGCUGCUGGCAUAAUGAGCUGGCUUUACCAAUUUUGGCUGGCGAUCAUGUCACAAUGGCAAUGGGAACUGGUCUUGUACACACCUCUUUUGCUCAUGGAUUCACCGAUUACCAGAUAGCUAUAGAUGGAAACUACAAGGUGGAGAGUUUUGUGGACGAAAGUGGCCGGUACACUAGACAUCUCGGGGCCGAUCUUGAGGGAAAGGACGUACUCGGUGAAGGACAACGCGAAGUUAUCAGGUUCGUGUCGUCCGAGUGUCGAAGUUACGCAAUUACAAGCUGCAGUGAGUGUGUUGUAUCCAAGACAUGUGAAAUAUUUGCCUACCUCUUCUUUUUCUAG